AUGGCAGCUGCGCAGAGUCGUCAGAAGAGCUAUUCGGACACGAGGAGAAGAGAUUUAUUAUUUGAGAUUGGUGAUUGGGUUUACCUCAAAGUUUCUCCAAUGAAAGUUGUUAAGCGUUUUGGUAAGAAAGGGAAACUUAGUCCGAGAUAUGUUGGCCCUUUUCAGAUUCUGGAGAAGGUUGGACCAGUUGCUUAUCGUAUUGCUCUGCCAGAGCAUUUUGGUGGAAUUCAUGAUGUUUUCCACGUAUCAUCCUUAAAGAAAAGCUUUGGUCAGCAGGAGCCUCGUUUCGUUGAUCCAGGGAGCAUUCAACUCCGGUCUGAUCUCACUUACGAAGUUGUUCCAACUCAGAUCCUUGACAUGAAGGAGCAACGAUUAAGAUCCAAGUCAAUACCUCUAGUUAUGGUAUCUUGGGGAGAUCCGUUAGCCCAGGAUUUUUCGUGGGAGAGAGAGGCAGACAUGAGAAAGUUCUACCCUUACUUAUUCGGGUAG
This is a messenger RNA of Juglans microcarpa x Juglans regia, 489 nucleotides long. RefSeq lists its product as uncharacterized. The coding region runs from base 1 to 489 and encodes 162 amino acids. The record is from RefSeq and is a predicted model, not a curated record. The transcript has a single exon. NCBI's taxonomy places the organism in Eukaryota, Viridiplantae, Streptophyta, Magnoliopsida, Fagales, Juglandaceae.